CCUCAUUUAUAGACGCAAUCUUCAAACAAACAAACAAACGUCUGUAACGCACGCGAGUUAUUAGGCUUUUAUUCUGAAACAGAGCGGCGCAUGUUGUUUACGUGUGCAACCGUUACACGGCCAGCCUCCGCUUACAGCUUCUGUAGAGCUGUGCAGGACAUUUCCGCAUGUUCAGCCAGUGUGUCAGAUUACAGAAGUUGUUUUGAGAAUGUGAUUAAAAGAAUCUACCGACAGACAAAAUCGAAGGCUUUCCUGCAGCCGGAGAAAGAAGCUGUUCUUCAAACAUGGGCAGCUUCAGUCUGGUGCAGAUGUGCAUCAGGAAAGUGGCUCUGCAUAUGGAUGUGCUGGAGAGUCAAGCUGGAGAUUUGCCCGCCUCACUUCUCCGAGACUUGAUGCCUCACCUGAACAUGUACUACCUGGACAGGAUUGAAAAAUCAGCUAAUCUGAAAGGAGUAUCAUGCUCAUCUGCUUGGGCAGCAAAAUGGAGGGAUCUGAAUCGCUCAUGGCGUUGGAAGUUAAAGUUUUUGCAGCCAGAGAAGGAAGACUGGAAGCAGAUGUGCUUGGAGAGCUAUUUUCACACAGUGCUGUUCAGAAGGUCGCAAGCACAAAGUGAUGACACAAGUGAUAGCGCAGCUCUCUCAUUGUCAGCCAAGUACGUGCGAGUUCUCUCACUCCUCAUGCUGCCUGAUGUGCACAGGUUAGCUUCAAAAGAAUUUCGGCCCAUCCUGGCAACUCUGGAGAAGGAAGUGAGGACGCUGAAGUUGCUUGACGCCAAAGUAUUGCUAAGCCACAGAGAGUCAGACGUCUUCUUUGUUCUACACCGUCUCCUCGACCAUGGUUGUGUCAAAAAGCUUGUUCUGAAGAGGACUCCGGAUGUGUCUGUCUUUAGAUGGAUUAUGUCCAGAUGUAAGGGCACUAGAUGCAUUGAUGUGGCUCCUGCACCAUCCAAACGCCUUCGGCUGCAUCCGGUCAUGGACGAGAUAGUAUACAGCAAGUUCUGUCCUCCAUGUAGUGACACUGGGACUUGUCCCAAUGGACAUAUUCACUCAGUGGACCUGGAGGUUUGUUCACUGACUGCAGUGUCCUACCUACUGCCUUCCUGGCUGAGUCUCCGCUCACUCAACCUGUGCACUACACAGCUUGUCCGAAAGGACGAAGUGGGCGACUUGCUGGAGUCUCUCCGAAAGCUUUUCCUGAACCCACACUGUUCCCUCAAAGACCUGAGCCUCGGUAACUUGUGUGUUCAGGGUCAUUUAGCCAGCUUGCUUAUUUCUUGCCCUGCCCUGGAGAGCCUCUCACUGGAAUUCACCCUGCGGUGGGGCUGUAGCACAACAUCCAGCAUGCAGUUCCCACCAAACAUGCAACUUACUCUUGAGAAACUCUCCUUGAAGGCAAUCGAGAACCAGACAACUGUAGAGUGUUUACCAGCUGUGCUUCAUCAUGCGCCAAAUCUCCGCAUCCUUCAAGUCACAGGAAUACGGCAGGCUCGCUCCCUACUGCUCACACUGCCGGAGUCCAAUCCAUUCCUGAAAGUACUAACCCUGGAAGACAUAAACCUGUCAGACUGUCACCGUGAGAUUAUUAAUUUAUUAGAGAACUGCGUUUUGGAUGAGCUUUCCUUGAUAGACUGUAGGCUGCUUGAGAGGUGCACAGAGAAAAAAAACUUCCUGGUUUCAUUUGUAGCAUCGGCAAAGGAACGUUUUUCUCUUCGCUCCCUGUCUCUAUCUCAGAAUCGGCUUGCUUCAAGUGUCAUUGAGGUUGCAAAUCUAUUUUUAAGAGAACAUCCUUGCAACAUAAUCAAAUUGGACCUCAGCUCAAACUUCAUCCUCCCCGCUGACCUCCUGGAGUUCAGCCGAAGGAUUGAGGUGUACCACCCUGUACAACGAUUCACACUGGACUUACGCUUUAACCCACUUAAUCGUGACCCUGAGGUCAAAGGCCAAGCCAUGCGGAUGCUCCUUCCUUUCUGUGAAGUUCUGACUGAUGAAUGGGAUUUUAGAUCAGCCAUGGUAGAUCAUGUUAGUGUGAUGUGAAGAGACUAUUAAUGCUAUAUAAGGUACAUGAAGUACUGGCUGGGGGACAGUGUUGAACCACUACUGUGCCUUUUCCAAACCCGGUGGCUUGAUAAUCAUGAAUGCUGAUGGUUUCAGAUUUAAUAGCUGACCACAAAACAAAAAAAUGUAAUGGAAAAUGUAAAUAUUGAAUUUUUAUAAGCUUUAUUUUUUUUUUUUUAAUUAAAACUUUGUUCUACUCUAUA
This is a messenger RNA of Silurus meridionalis, 2257 nucleotides long. RefSeq names its product leucine rich repeat containing 41 (gene lrrc41). NCBI's taxonomy places the organism in Eukaryota, Metazoa, Chordata, Actinopteri, Siluriformes, Siluridae. The transcript has 10 exons. The coding region runs from base 285 to 2033 and encodes 582 amino acids. The record is from RefSeq and is a predicted model, not a curated record.